CAGUUUAUUCUCUCAAUUCCUGCUUGGAUUAGAAUGAUGGGCCUACAGCAACCAACACUACAAAGAAGACGGACAAUAACACUACAAAUCUUCUUCUAUUAUGAGGGGGGAGAUCAAAAUGGCAGUGUGCAGAACUGAACUAUUCCUUCUGCCUCGCACCACUGACCAAAAAGAAUACAGACCGAACAGAAUCUCCUCUCCACCAUUACGGCGGUCUCAAGGGUCAUGGUGGAUGAUGGCGCCUCGCCGCACGAGCACCACCACAGAAGGUUUAUUCGGUUACGACACACACACAAACUCGCCCUCUUCAUCCUCCAUUCCAGUCGGUGUUAUUGGGCCUUCUGGAUCAAUCAAUCCUCCGAAGAAGCCUAUUCUUCGGCUGAACACCGUCUUCGAUGCCGUCUGUCUUGCUUGCCCUUUUGGCUGUUCCCCCUUUUCUCUAUGCGGUAACAUCCCAUGGAAGGGGAAUUGGUGAUUAUCAAUAAUAGUAAUUCCAAUCCCAAACAACGAUCUGGCACGGUUUUUGUA
This is a messenger RNA of Aspergillus welwitschiae, 528 nucleotides long. RefSeq lists its product as uncharacterized. The record is from RefSeq and is a predicted model, not a curated record. The transcript has a single exon. NCBI's taxonomy places the organism in Eukaryota, Fungi, Ascomycota, Eurotiomycetes, Eurotiales, Aspergillaceae. The coding region runs from base 101 to 475 and encodes 124 amino acids.